CCAGGGGAGGCCUGAACCGGCCAGGCCUGGGUGCAGCCCCCCUUGCCCCGGCUUUGACCCCCUGGCCCCAGCAGAGCCGCCUCCCAGCCUGCCCCUGGGGAGGGGCCACCUGGUGUCAAUUAAGCCCCAGCCACAAGGCUCACGCCACGCCAGGCGGCUGAUUAGUGCCGCCGGCCUCUCCAGAUGGGGAGCAAGGCCUGAGAGGGGUGCCUGCCACCACGCCAGGAGGAGGCCUCGCCGGAGCCAGAAGACCUGGAUCGGAUCUGCCUCUGACGGGCUGACGAUGCCCAGUGGAUAGUCCGCGCUAGCAUGCGUCACCCCUAGGCACAGCCACCAGACACGUCUCCUCCCGGAUCCGCCUGACCUGUGGCAUAGGACUCAUCCCACCGCUUCCCCUGACGUCUGCCUGAUCAACCAUUGCUUCCUUAGAGACCGAGGAAGGAGGCAGACGCAGGAAAUCAUGCCACCGACGGCCCGACAGCAAUGAGCGGGUGACGCCGAGUUGACGUCAGAGGCACAGAAGGCCAACGCCGAGAGCAGCUGCCCGUCCGGGCUGCAGCCCUGCCACGCCAGCCCCCGGCGCCUCCUCCCGGCGUGGCCUGAAGCCCAGCCGCUCCUGGGGACCUGACCUCGGCCAGACCCAUUUUGAGGUCUGUGGACCCUUGGACACUAAACACCAUGGAGAGCCACAUGUUCAGCGUUCAGCAGAUCCAACCCAACGUCAUUUCUGUCCGCCUCUUCAAGCGCAAGGUGGGGGGCCUGGGGUUCCUGGUGAAGGAGAGGGUGAGCAAGCCACCCGUGAUCAUCUCUGACCUGAUCCGAGGGGGUGCCGCGGAGCAGAGCGGCCUCAUCCAGGCCGGGGACAUCAUUCUCGCCGUCAACGGCCAGCCUUUGGUGGACCUGAGCUAUGACAGCGCCCUGGAGGUGCUCAGGGGGAUUGCCUCCGAGACCCACGUGGUGCUCAUCCUCAGGGGCCCUGAGGGCUUCACCACGCACCUGGAGACCACGUUCACCGGGGACGGGACCCCCAAGACCAUCCGGGUGACCCGGCCCCUGGGUCCCCCAACAGCAGCCGUUGACCUGUCCCACCAAGCGUCAGCCGGCAGAGAGCAGACGCUGGCGGUGGACGGGGCCACGGGUCCCGGAAAUGGUCCCCAGCAUGCUCCAGAUCCAGGGCAGGAAGCCAGCUCUCUCGCCCAAGCCAACGGCCUGGCUGCCAGGCCCCCAGGCCAGGACCCAGCCAAGAAAAGCACUGGGGUCACCCUCCAGGGCAGCGGGGAGAACAAUAAACUGCUCAAAGAGAUAGAGCCUGUCCUGAACCUUCUCACCAGUGGGGGCAAAGCGAUCAACGGAGGGGGACCUGCCAAGACAGAGACCAAGGACGUGGAAGUCCAGGUGGACAGAGACCCGGACGGCAAGUCACGCAAACCUCUGCCUCUCGGCGUGGAGAAUGACCGCGUCUUCAAUGACCUGUGGGGGAAGGGCAACAUGCCCGUCAUCCUCAACAACCCGUACUCAGAGAAGGAGCAGCCCCCUGCCUCGGGGAAACAGUCUCCCACGAAGAAUGGCAGCCCCUCCAAGUGCCCUCGCUUCCUCAAGGUCAAGAACUGGGAGACCGACGUGGUUCUCUCUGACACCCUCCACCUCAAGAGCACAUUGGGAACGGGAUGCACUGAGCACAUCUGUAUGGGGUCCGUCAUGCUCCCUUCUCAGCAAAUACGAAAGCCUGAAGACGUCCGCACAAAAGAACAGCUCUUUCUUCUUGCCAAAGAGUUCAUUGAUCAGUACUACUCAUCAAUUAAAAGGUUCGGCUCCAAAGCCCACAUGGAGAGGCUGGAAGAGGUGAACAAAGAGAUCGAAACCACCAGCACCUACCAGCUCAAGGACACAGAGCUCAUCUACGGGGCCAAGCACGCCUGGCGGAACGCCUCCCGCUGCGUCGGCAGGAUCCAGUGGUCCAAGCUGCAGGUGUUUGAUGCCCGAGACUGUACCACUGCUCAUGGGAUGUUCAACUACAUCUGUAACCACAUCAAGUAUGCCACCAACAAAGGGAACCUCAGAUCUGCGAUCACCAUAUUUCCCCAGAGGACCGACGGCAAGCAUGACUUCCGCGUUUGGAACUCCCAACUCAUCCGCUACGCUGGCUACAAGCAGCCCGAUGGCUCCAUCCUGGGGGACCCAGCCAACGUGGAGUUCACGGAGAUCUGCAUACAGCAGGGCUGGAAACCCCCACGAAGCCGCUUCGAUGUCCUGCCGCUCCUGCUCCAGGCGAACGGCAACGACCCAGAGCUCUUCCAAAUCCCUCCAGAGUUGGUACUGGAAGUCCCCAUCAGGCACCCCAAGUUCGAGUGGUUCAAGGACCUGGGACUGAAGUGGUACGGCCUCCCCGCUGUGUCCAACAUGCUCCUAGAGAUUGGCGGCCUGGAGUUCAGCGCCUGUCCCUUCAGUGGCUGGUACAUGGGCACAGAGAUUGGCGUCCGUGACUACUGCGACAGCUCCCGAUACAACAUCCUGGAGGAUGUGGCCAAGAAGAUGAACUUGGACAUGAGGAAGACAUCCUCUCUGUGGAAGGACCAGGCACUGGUGGAGAUCAAUAUUGCGGUUCUGUACAGCUUCCAGAGUGACAAGGUGACCAUCGUCGACCACCACUCCGCCACCGAGUCCUUCAUUAAGCACAUGGAGAACGAGUACCGCUGCCGGGGGGGCUGCCCCGCUGACUGGGUGUGGAUCGUGCCCCCCAUGUCCGGCAGUAUCACGCCCGUCUUCCACCAGGAGAUGCUCAACUACCGGCUGACACCCUCCUUCGAAUACCAGCCUGACCCUUGGAACACCCAUGUCUGGAAAGGCACCAACGGGACCCCCACAAAGCGGCGAGCCAUCGGCUUCAAGAAGCUGGCAGAAGCCGUCAAGUUCUCAGCCAAACUGAUGGGGCAGGCUAUGGCCAAGAGGGUCAAGGCUACCAUCCUUUAUGCCACAGAGACGGGCAAGUCUCAGGCUUAUGCCAAAACCUUGUGUGAGAUCUUCAAACAUGCCUUUGAUGCCAAGGUGAUGUCCAUGGAAGAAUAUGACAUUGUACACCUGGAACAUGAAACUCUGGUCCUGGUGGUUACCAGCACCUUUGGCAAUGGAGACCCCCCUGAGAAUGGGGAGAAAUUUGGCUGUGCUUUGAUGGAAAUGAGGAACCCUAACUCUGUGCACGAGGAAAGGAAGUACCCGGAACCCUUGCGUUUCUUUCCCCGUAAAGGGCCUCCCCUCUCCCGUGGUGACACAGAAGUCCACGGUCUGGCUGCAGUUCGUGACAGCCAGCGCAGGAGCUACAAGGUGCGUUUCAACAGCGUUUCCUCGUACUCUGACUCCCGCAAAUCAUCGGGUGAUGGGCCAGACCUCAGAGACAACUUUGAGAGCACUGGACCCCUGGCCAACGUGAGGUUCUCUGUGUUCGGCCUUGGCUCGCGGGCAUACCCUCACUUCUGCGCCUUUGGACACGCAGUGGACACCCUCCUGGAAGAGCUUGGAGGAGAGAGGAUCCUGAAGAUGAGGGAGGGGGACGAGCUUUGUGGGCAGGAAGAGGCUUUCAGGACCUGGGCUAAGAAGGUCUUCAAGGCAGCCUGUGAUGUGUUCUGCGUGGGUGAUGACGUCAACAUUGAGAAGGCGAACAACUCCCUCAUCAGCAAUGACCGCAGCUGGAAGAGGAACAAGUUCCGUCUCACCUACGUGGCGGAAGCUCCGGAACUCACGCAAGGUCUAUCCAAUGUCCACAAAAAGCGGGUCUCAGCCGCUCGACUCCUCAGCCGCCAAAACCUUCAGAGUCCAAAAUCCAGUCGAUCGACCAUCUUCGUGCGUCUCCACACCAACGGGAAUCAGGAGCUGCAGUACCAGCCCGGGGACCACCUGGGCGUCUUCCCCGGCAACCACGAGGACCUGGUGAAUGCCCUGAUCGAGCGGCUGGAGGACGCGCCCCCUGCCAACCAGUUGGUGAAGGUGGAGCUGCUGGAGGAGCGGAACACGGCUUUGGGGGUUAUCAGUAACUGGACUGAUGAGCAUCGCCUGCCGCCCUGCACCAUCUUCCAGGCCUUCAAGUACUACCUGGACAUCACCACGCCUCCGACGCCACUGCAGCUGCAGCAGUUUGCCUCCCUGGCCACCAGUGAGAAGGAGAGGCAGCGUCUGCUGGUCCUCAGCAAGGGUCUGCAGGAGUACGAGGAGUGGAAAUGGGGCAAGAACCCCACCAUCGUGGAGGUGCUGGAGGAGUUCCCGUCCAUCCAGAUGCCCUCCACCCUGCUCCUGACCCAGCUGUCCCUGCUGCAGCCUCGCUACUAUUCCAUCAGCUCCUCCCCGGACAUGUACCCCGACGAGGUGCACCUCACUGUGGCCAUCGUCUCCUACCGCACCCGAGAUGGAGAAGGACCAAUUCACCACGGCGUGUGCUCCUCCUGGCUCAACCGGAUCCAGGCUGACGAAGUGGUGCCCUGUUUCGUGAGAGGAGCGCCCAGCUUCCACCUGCCCCAAAAUCCCCAAGUGCCCUGUAUCCUGGUUGGCCCAGGCACUGGCAUCGCCCCCUUCCGGAGCUUCUGGCAGCAGCGGCAAUUUGAUAUCCAACACAAAGGAAUGAGCCCCUGCCCCAUGGUCCUGGUCUUUGGGUGCCGGCAGUCCAAGAUAGACCACAUCUACAGGGAGGAGGCCUUGCAGGCCAAGACCAAGGGGGUCUUCAGAGAACUGUACACAGCUUACUCCCGGGAGCCAGACAAACCAAAGAAGUACGUGCAAGACAUCCUACAAGAGCAGCUGGCGGAACCCGUGUAUCGAGCCCUGAAGGAGCAAGGGGGCCACAUCUACGUGUGCGGGGAUGUCACCAUGGCGGCUGAUGUCCUCAAAGCUAUCCAGCGCAUCAUGACCCAGAAGGGCAAGCUCUCGGUGGAGGACGCUGGCGUGUUCAUCAGCAGGCUGAGGGAUGACAACCGCUACCAUGAGGACAUUUUCGGGGUCACCCUGCGCACAUAUGAAGUGACCAACCGCCUUAGAUCUGAAUCCAUUGCCUUCAUUGAGGAGAGCAAAAAAGACACCGAUGAGGUUUUCAGCUCCUAACUGGACCCUCUUGCCCAGACGGAUGGCAGGGUGGCCGCCCCAUUGCGCUCGGCUGGGGUGGCUGCUUUUGUAAGCACGGACACUGCUGAACCUUCCCUUCGGGCACCCCCACGUGGCCCCCGCUCUGCCUCUCGUCCUGUUGCCGUGUCCUGGUCCUCCUCUCCCGGGUUCUCACCUCUCAGUGGUUUCCCGGCCCUCUUGGGUUUUCUCCUUGAGUUUUCGUGCUGCAGUGCAACGCCUUUAUAAUCCGCAGUGGCUCUUACAAGACCGUCUCCCUCUCCCUCUCUCUCUCUUUCCGACAAGGGCAAAUCACCGGUGCAUGAAACCACUGGAACAUGGCCAGGGCUCGCGUUAGGGUGUUUUCUGGGGUUUGCCCUGGAGAGGCUGCAGGGACCAGACAGAAGAGUAUUUUGAGCUAGCCCCUCAGCCAUUCGAAUCCCACCCGAUCCUUUUUCAUGAUGACGUUCUGGUCGUGUGUGUGUGUGUGUGUGUGUGUGUGUGUGUGUGUGUGCGCGUGUGCACAUGUGUGAUGGCCUUGGGUCUCCCUCUGUCCUCUUGCCUGUGGAAGCAUGUUGCCUCCAGACCCUCGGUGCCAAGAAAUAUGCCCCAACCCGUAUUGGAGCCUCACACAUCCAUAAUUAAGGGUCUGUGCCAGCAUACCUGAAACACAUGGACGCAUCCUAAUUGUCCUGGUUAUAAAGGGUCAGGGCAUGGACGUGGGGUUUGAUGACCAAGGGGGAAAUCCCUAGUGAAAGGGGGCAUUAGAUGCAUUUAGGUAGUGGCACCAGUUAGCAGAGAUCUUACUGGGAGAUUAACCCAUCUGAUGGAUUGGGCAAACCCACUUCCCAGCCCCACCCACCCCAGCCAGGAUCACUUAAUUGGCCCUCUCAGGCACUCUCACUCAAGACCCAAAGUAACAUCAUCCAAGGGAAUGAGCUGGAAAUAAGGGUCUUCCUGUCUUUGCCGCUGGGUAACUUUGGAAACAUUAGUUAAUGUUGCUUAAUUUCCCCUAAUCGUAAUGUUAUGAAGCUAAAAAGUGUGAAUGGAUCAAACUUUAAAGUUGUGAAAACUGGAAACAAUA
Messenger RNA from Budorcas taxicolor (takin), 6166 nucleotides. RefSeq names its product nitric oxide synthase 1 (gene NOS1). The transcript has 30 exons. Lineage: Eukaryota; Metazoa; Chordata; Mammalia; Artiodactyla; Bovidae. Bases 679 to 5085 code for a protein of 1468 amino acids. Gene Ontology annotation, biological process: nitric oxide biosynthetic process. The record is from RefSeq and is a predicted model, not a curated record. Gene Ontology annotation, molecular function: NADP binding; calmodulin binding; nitric-oxide synthase activity.